AUGGAAAACUACGAGCAAGAAUUUCUAUGGACUUUCACUAACAAUGAUUUCAUGCCUCAGCCUACAAUGGAGUAUCACAGCAUUGGUGCCCAAACUAUCGACCCGGAUGACCUUUGGCUUUUUGAACGUCCAUUUGAGGAUGAAUGUGUCAAAAAAAACCCAGUCCAAAGUGAAUCAGGCAGUCCAGUCAAGUCAGCAUUAAUGAAUGAGAUCUGGGUCCCUGGUAAAACCACGGAGGACUUUUCUGUCACUCUCUCCGAUUCUCCUCAUUUACCCGAGGACUUGACAAGCCUUAAGACUCACAAUAACAAAAUGUCUAUGGCACUCAUUCACCGCUUAACUCUGGAAGGGUUCGGAAAGAACACUGAGUCGUGCUCCCUUCAAGAAGCGCGAAGAUCGACUCUACAGUUCAACAAUGGGGAAGCAGUUGAUGCCACCAUUCCUAGGACUCUGGAAGUUAAGCGCACGAUGGUAGCAUUGAUAAUUCGUGCCAUUCAGACCGACAAGCAAGGUAGCAACCCAGAGGAUGCCCUUGUGCCAUUUAUUCCUGGACGAGCAACUCCUCAGAGCGUUGAAUAUACAGCUUGGACUAUUCUAGUAAGGCUUUAUUUCCCCUUCUUUCACCUUUAA
Penicillium taxi is the source of this 630-nucleotide messenger RNA. RefSeq lists its product as uncharacterized. The record is from RefSeq and is a predicted model, not a curated record. The transcript has a single exon. NCBI's taxonomy places the organism in Eukaryota, Fungi, Ascomycota, Eurotiomycetes, Eurotiales, Aspergillaceae. Bases 1 to 630 code for a protein of 209 amino acids.